Messenger RNA from Oryza brachyantha (malo sina), 1006 nucleotides. RefSeq names its product auxin-responsive protein IAA8-like. NCBI's taxonomy places the organism in Eukaryota, Viridiplantae, Streptophyta, Magnoliopsida, Poales, Poaceae. Gene Ontology annotation, cellular component: nucleus. Gene Ontology annotation, biological process: regulation of DNA-templated transcription. Gene Ontology annotation, molecular function: protein binding. Bases 202 to 786 code for a protein of 194 amino acids. The transcript is spliced from 4 exons. The record is from RefSeq and is a predicted model, not a curated record.
AGCAAUGGAUCGAUGAGCAGAUCAUAGCACAAUAAAGAGGGGUCUCGUACCAGUUUAAUUUGGGUUCUUCUCAUUUCUCUUCCUUUUUCUUUCUCUCUUCUCUUCUCGAUCUUCUUUUCUGUUUCUAUAGCUAACGAGUUCUUGUGCCCCACUGAUCGAUCGAUCCAGAGAUUCGAGCAUUGCUUGAUUUAUUUGUGUUUGAUGGAGAGUGAUGAUGAAGAGUCUCCGGCUACUUCUUCUUCCAUGGAUAGUUGCAGUGGCGGCGAACAACAACGGUCUGAUCCGCCGCAGUAUUCCACGGCGUCCUCCGGCUGCUGUCGUCGGCCGGCUGCGACGACGAGGCAGCGAGGCGUCGUCAGCACGGAGCUUCACCUCGGCCUCACCUACGGCAACCCUUCCAGUUCUACUUCUACCCCGAGGAGUUCGCUCACGACGGCGACGGCGGCGGGUGAUCACCAUGGCCGGCGGCGGCGGUCGCUGUUCGUGAAGGUGUACAUGGAGGGCGUCCCCGUCGGCAGGAAGCUGGAUCUGAUGCUGCUGGACGGCUACGCCGGCCUCGCCGCCCAGCUCGCCGCCAUGUUCACAGCAUCCACCAUCACCUAUCCACAUGCCAUGGAUCUCCAUCAACAAUUCGCCGUCGGCGGGAGGACGAAGGAGGAUCAUCAUGUCCUGACGUAUGAAGACCAGGAGGGAGACUGGAUGAUGGCCGGAGACGUUCCCUGGGAGUUGUUCCUGGCAAGUGUAAAGAGAUUGAGAAUUGCAAGAGCAGACAGCAAGUAUCAAUGAUUAUUAUACGUUCAGGAUUGUCAAUUAAUUCUUUGUGGUGUUCAUGGAUUUAUUCUUUCUUCUUUUUUUUUUUAGUUUGCUCAUUUUGGUGGAGCAAAAUUGAGAUGAUUGUUUUCGGCAGGUGAAAAAAAAUAGCGAAAUUGAGCAUAGCAGAGUAUACCAAAUAUAUGUACCCAUUAAUUAUAGUAGAGAAAUAUACAAAAAUACUAAGCAUUUUCAA